AUGUCGUCUUCAUUGUCGCCGGACCAGUUUGGGAGCGCUCAAUCCCACAGCUCCCCUGAAGGUACUUCGACGAGCCAAGACCGGAGUCCGCUCAAUCUUGGCUUUCUCAAAUCACUGACAGAGAAGAAAAUCACGCGAGAUGGGAACCCGCCAAAGAGGCGUGGCCCAAAGCCCGAUAGCAAACCUGCUCUAACUCGGAGGCAAGAGUUGAACAGACAGGCACAGAGGCAAGUUUCGCGGUCAACCAUGACCAUAAAACCUGGUAAACGAGCUAACAGUUGCUUCAGGACCCAUCGUGAGCGCAAGGAGCUGUAUAUCAAGGCUCUCGAGGAUGAAGUUUUGAGGCUAAAGGAGCUGUACAGCAAUGCUUCGCAAAGCAAAGAAAAACUCUUGGCUGAGAACAAGCACCUGAAAUCCAUCAUGGCUCAGCACGGCAUACAAUUUCCACGAGGGAGCGACCGCGACGAUGAAGGUAGCCCUGGCGCAGCCGGCGCGAGCCCAGGCCACAGUGGUGGUGCUCCAGGUUCAUAUGCGUCCUUCUCACCUGGCUCACAAUCCGGGGCAUCAACCGGCCAUUCCAACAAUUUCCAGCCUAUGACUGGGCAAAAUAUGCGCAACGCCGCGCAACGGUCUGCAAGCAAAGGCGUUGACUUUGAGCAAGCAGGCAUUGACUUCGUUCUAACGUACGAUAAUCCCGCUUCCUCAAGGGCCUACCUAUCACCUCCCCCACAACUUGAGAAGCCCUGCAUGCAGCAUCUACCGUUUCUUACCGAUAGGUCGGAGGGUGGUGACCCAUGUGGCCACGCCCUCAUGGCCUCCUGUCCACCCGCGCCGUUUGGCAAACUGACGACAAAGACACCGUUUGGAAACACACACACCCACGACGUCGGGAACGGGACGAAUCCUGCUCAAGGAACGUGGGAGAUUAGCAAGGCCAAUCUUUCCACGUUGCUUGAUUUGAGUAAGCGCCUUGAUCUUGAUGGCGAAAUUACUCCCGUCAUGGCUUGGGGCAUGAUUCUAAGCCACCCACGAUUCGCCGACUUCCAGCCCGAGGACUUUGCCAGAAUUGCCGCGGAGCUGGGACGCAAAGUGAGGUGUUACGGGUUUGGAGCUGUCAUGGAAGAGUUUGAAUUAAGAGACGCUUUUGAAAGUGUGCUGCCCUCAGGCCUGCAGCCGGAGAUCAUGGCCCAUUAA
Messenger RNA from Pochonia chlamydosporia 170, 1194 nucleotides. Its product is annotated as bZIP-type transcription factor. NCBI's taxonomy places the organism in Eukaryota, Fungi, Ascomycota, Sordariomycetes, Hypocreales, Clavicipitaceae. Gene Ontology annotation, molecular function: DNA-binding transcription activator activity, RNA polymerase II-specific; transcription cis-regulatory region binding. Gene Ontology annotation, cellular component: RNA polymerase II transcription regulator complex. The transcript is spliced from 4 exons. The record is from RefSeq and is a predicted model, not a curated record. Bases 1 to 1194 code for a protein of 397 amino acids.